AUGAAGUGUACUGCGCAAGAGUGGCUCAGAGUAACCACAGUGCUAUUUAUGGCUAGAGCAAUUCCAGCCAUGGUGGUUCCUAAUGCCACUUUAUUGGAGAAACUUUUGGAAAAGUACGUGGAUGAGGAUGGUGAGUGGUGGACGGCCAAACAAAGAGGGAAAAGGGCCAUCACAGACAAUGACAUGCAGAGUAUCUUGGACCUUCAUAAUAAGUUACGAAGUCAGGUGUACCCAACUGCUUCUAAUAUGGAAUAUAUGACUUGGGAUGUAGAGCUGGAAAGAUCUGCUGAAUCGUGGGCUGAAACUUGCUUGUGGGAACAUGGACCUGCAAACUUGCUUCCAUCAAUUGGACAGAAUUUGGGAGCACAUUGGGGAAGAUAUAGGCCCCCGACGUUUCAUGUACAAGCAUGGUAUGAUGAAGUAAGAGACUUCAGCUACCCAUAUGAACAUGAAUGCAACCCGUAUUGUCCAUUCAGGUGUUCUGGUCCUGUAUGUACUCACUAUACACAGGUGGUAUGGGCCACAAGUAGCAGAAUAGGCUGUGCCAUUAAUUUAUGCCAUAACAUGAACAUCUGGGGACAGAUAUGGCCCAAAGCUCUCUACUUGGUAUGCAAUUAUUCCCCAAAGGGAAACUGGUGGGGCCAUGCCCCUUACAAACAUGGACGGCCCUGUUCUGCUUGCCCACCUAGUUUUGGAGGGGGCUGUAGAGAAAAUCUGUGCUACAAAGAAGGGUCAGACAGGUAUUAUCCUGCUCGAGAAGAAGAAACAAAUGAAAUUGAACGGGAGCAGUCACAAGUCCAUGAUACCCACGUUUGGACAAGAUCAGAUGAUAGUAAUAGAAACGAAGUCAUAAGUACACAGCAAAUGUCCCAGAUUGUUUCUUGUGAAGUAAGACUAAGAGAUCAGUGCAAAGGAACAACCUGCAAUAGGUAUGAAUGCCCUGCUGGCUGUUUGGAUAGUAAAGCUAAAGUUAUUGGCAGUGUACAUUAUGAAAUGCAAUCCAGCAUCUGUAGAGCUGCAAUUCAUUAUGGUAUAAUAGACAAUGAUGGUGGUUGGGUAGAUAUCACUAGACAAGGAAGAAAACAUUAUUUCAUCAAAUCCAAUAGAAAUGGUGUUCAAACCAUUGGCAAAUAUCAGUCGGCUAAUUCCUUUACAGUCUCUAAAGUAACAGUUCAGGCUGUGACUUGUGAAACAACUGUGGAACAACUCUGUCCAUUUCAUAAGCCUGCUUCACAUUGCCCAAGAGUAUACUGUCCUCGUAACUGUAUGCAAGCGAAUCCACAUUAUGCUCGUGUAAUUGGAACUCGAAUUUAUUCUGAUCUGUCCAGUAUCUGCAGAGCUGCAGUACAUGCUGGGGUGGUUCGAAAUCAUGGUGGUUAUGUUGACGUUAUGCCUGUGGACAAAAGAAAGAUGUACAUUGCUUCUUUUCAGAAUGGAAUCUUCUCGGAAAGUUUACAAAAUCCUCCAGGAGGAAAGGCAUUCCGAGUAUUUGCUGUUGUGUGA
This is a messenger RNA of Cynocephalus volans (Philippine flying lemur), 1503 nucleotides long. It is a transcript of the gene CRISPLD1, whose product is annotated as cysteine rich secretory protein LCCL domain containing 1. NCBI's taxonomy places the organism in Eukaryota, Metazoa, Chordata, Mammalia, Dermoptera, Cynocephalidae. Bases 1 to 1503 code for a protein of 500 amino acids. The record is from RefSeq and is a predicted model, not a curated record. Gene Ontology annotation, cellular component: extracellular region. The transcript has 14 exons.